UUCUGCGAUAGCUUCCUCCUUCUGACCACCAACACAUCUCGCCCGCCCAUGGUUUCCUCCCCUGCCUCCCCUAGGGAGGAGGAUGGCGGCGGCGGCUCCGGCAGGCCCACGCGCCGCGCCGAGAAGAGGAGAAUGCACGGCAGCACUGCCUCGCCGGAGCCGGCUUCCGCAGACAGGACGUCGCAGGAUCUCCUCUCAUCAAGGAGUUGCGAGGAAGACGGUGAUGGAACUACAACUACAUGUGGAAAGUGGCACCCGGAGGAAUCACACAGACCUGAAAUUGGCGAUGCUCCUGUUUUUACCCCAACUGAAGAGGAAUUCGAAGAUGCAAUUGGGUACAUUAUGAGCAUCGGUCCUCAAGUCGAGAAGUAUGGAAUUUGUCGUAUUGUUCCACCGUCUUCUUGGAAACCACCUUGCCCUCUAAAGGAGAAGAGUUUUUGGGACUCUACAGAGUUCAACACCCGAGUUCAACAAGUUGACAAGCUUCAAAACCGAGAACCCACAAAGAAAAAAACCCAACCUCCAGUUCAGAAGAAAAGAAAGAGAAGAAAGAAACUUAGGUUUGGGAUGUCUAGCAGGCGACCUAGCGCGAAAGACUCCGACGAGAAGUUCGGCUUUCAGUCUGGCUCAGAUUUUACACUCGACGAGUUCGAGAAAUAUGCCGACGACUUCAAGCAGCAAUAUUUUGGAAUGAAGGGAAUUGAUGAAAUGUCUCUUUCUGAAAUUAAAAGUGGCAAAAAAAUUUGGCGACCAUCAGUUCAGGAAAUUGAAGGAGAAUAUUGGCGGAUAGUUGUAUGCCCUGAUGAUGAAGUUGAGGUGGAUUAUGGUGCUGAUCUGGACACCGCAACGUUUGGUAGUGGAUUUACUAAACCGUCUGUUUUAGACUCAAAUAAGCAAGAUCCAUAUAGUUCAUCUGGUUGGAACUUGAAUAAUCUGCGACGACAGCCUGGGUCUGUUCUUUCAUUUGAAACUGAGGAUAUAUCUGGUGUUGUAGUCCCUUGGCUUUAUGUUGGGAUGUGUUUCUCAUCAUUUUGCUGGCAUGUGGAAGAUCAUUUCCUUUAUUCUCUGAAUUACAUGCAUUUUGGUGAACAAAAAGUAUGGUAUGGUGUUCCUGGUGAUAAUGCAGUGAAGCUGGAAGAAGCUAUGAGAAGGAACUUGCCAAGACUGUUUGAAGAACAGCCUGAUCUCCUGCAUGAGCUGGUUACACAGUUAUCCCCUUCUGUUCUGAAAUCAGAAGGAAUACCUGUCUACCGUGUUGUUCAGAAUCAAGGCGAGUUUGUUCUAACACUACCGCGAGCUUAUCAUUCUGGGUUCAACUGUGGCUUCAACUGUGCAGAGGCAGUAAAUGUUGCUCCUGUGGAUUGGCUGCCCCAUGGACAAUGUGCCGUUGAGCUCUACAGAGAUCAGCGGCGAAAGACAUCAAUAUCACAUGAUAAGUUGUUACUUGAAACUGCACAAGAAGCUCUCACACAGCUUUGGAUGAACCUUCAAAACUCUAAGACUGGUCAGAAAAAAUAUUUAUGGCUUGAUAGCCGUGGAAUAAAUGGAGUGUUGACAAGUGCAGUUCAGACAAGGGUUAAAAUGGAAGGUGCAGCACGUGAGGCAAAUGCUCUUUUGCAAUGUAAGAAGAUGGAUCAAGAUUAUGAUUCAACAGACCGGGAAUGCUUUUCAUGCUUCUAUGAUCUCCAUUUAUCUGCUGUCAGUUGCCAAUGCUCGCCAAAUCGCUUUGCUUGCUUAAACCAUGCAAACCUUCUAUGUUCAUGUGAACCGGACACAAAAUUUGUGCUAUACCGAUACAGUAUGGAGGAGCUGAAUGCUCUUAUUGCAGCUCUGGAGGGAGAUGCAGCUGCAGUGUACCAGUGGAGACAGUACAAUGCAGACUUAGUUUGCCAAUCUGGUUCUAUGCAGCAGAAGAUUGACUUCAGUAAAAGCGCAGAAUUAUCUGGACCUGUAAUAGAUGCUGACAUUGAUUGCAGCUUUGAUGGCUGCCAUGAUCUUGACAAGCCAGUGGGAUAUCCGAAAGAGAAGGAAGUUCAGAAUAAAUGUGUUGAUCUGAACAUCGAAGAUCCAUCAAGUAGUUGUAGAAUAAAAGAAGAGCUAACCUGUAGUUCUAGCACAGAAAAGUUUGACAAGGACAAGAUGGUCAUCGAUUGUGAGUCUCUGGGGACAAGUAAUCCAACUAGUCAUUCAUUCGACCUAUCAUGUCCUCCUAGAACACCAACAGAAAAUUCCACCCCAGCCUCCAAAGCUACUGAGAAACUGUUUGGUGUUGACAUUGAAUACGGCGUGGCCAAGGCUUUGCAUUCCCAGGUUUUUCAAGUGGCCAAGCCUUCUUCAAGCCAAUCUGAUCAAGUCUCCCGGGCAACAAUAUUAAGGCAUGUGGUUGAGCCACUUGACUAUGGAACAGUGAUGGUUGGCAAAAAUUGGUGCAAUCAUCAAGCUAUCUUUCCAAAAGGAUUUAGGAGUCGAGUUACAUUUCACAAUGUACUAGAUCCAACAAGGACAUGUUGCUACAUUUCAGAAGUUCUUGAUGCUGGACUUCUCGGACCAUUGUUUAGGGUGGCAGUAGAAGAGCUUCCGGAGAUUUCGUUUACUCACACUUCGCCAAUUCAAUGUUGGGACAGUGUGAGAGACAGGGUAAAUGAAGAAAUAAAAAAACAACACAGGGCUGGAAAAUCCGGUGUUCCUGAUCUAUUAUCCACCGAUUCUGUAGACGGACUUGAAAUGUUUGGUUUCUUUUCCCCACCAAUCAUUCAGGCAAUCGAGGCUCUAGAUCCCAAUCACAAGUGCUUAGACUAUUGGUUGUCUAAGUGUACGCCUCCUUUGAAAAGACUCCCUUUGGAGUCUAUGAUGGCCGCAACAGUUGACGGCACUAAUAAUUCCCCCAUAAAGUUACUUGGGGUUGAUAUUACCAGCAAGGAAUCUGAACAAUCCAGUUUCAGCAAUAAUUCCUGUGCUGAGGAGGUUAAACUGGGUAGGUUCCUGAAGAGGGCUGAACUCCCAGAAGACUCGGAAUUAGUUGGCAUGAAUAAAGCAAUUGACAGCAGCAUUUGGAGUGCAGCCGGCAAUCUGCAGGAUGAGAUGAAGAAUAAUGUAGAUAAAUAGUGCUCUGAAUAGAUAAGCGAUUUUAAUAACUCAUCCUAGAAAGCUUUUCCUUAGGGAACCAUUCCAUUAGAAUUGAACCUAGAACCACCAUUGAUUUGCAUUCUUAUAGGAUUGCAUUCCCCUAAGCUUUAGAUCAUCCCGAUUUAUUCUAACUUGGCAACAAGUUAUUUUACUCUCUGAUAGUCUCCUGAUUAGCCAGGUUCAUGGUAACCUAUUUAACAAGAUGAUCAUUCAGUUCUCAAAAGUUUACAUGUACAAAAUCUUGUUGCUGGAAAUUGCAGAAGAAAUGAAGAAAAUUGAUUUGAUUGCA
This is a messenger RNA of Lolium rigidum, 3415 nucleotides long. RefSeq names its product lysine-specific demethylase JMJ18-like. Gene Ontology annotation, cellular component: nucleus. Gene Ontology annotation, biological process: chromatin remodeling. NCBI's taxonomy places the organism in Eukaryota, Viridiplantae, Streptophyta, Magnoliopsida, Poales, Poaceae. Gene Ontology annotation, molecular function: histone H3K4me/H3K4me2/H3K4me3 demethylase activity. The record is from RefSeq and is a predicted model, not a curated record.